Diversispora eburnea is the source of this 962-nucleotide messenger RNA. The record is from the annotation of a GenBank genome assembly. Lineage: Eukaryota; Fungi; Glomeromycota; Glomeromycetes; Diversisporales; Diversisporaceae.
UCCUUGUAGUUAUAUCCUAUACUCAAAUGAAUGAAACUACUGAUGAACGUAAAAAAAGACUUAAUCGUGAAAGGCAACAACGUUACCAACAAAAAAAACGGUCUACUACUACUAAUGAAAAAAUAAUGGAGAUGCAAUUAGAAAAAAGAAAAAAUACUAUAACAAAAGAAAGUCAACUUGAAACCAUACCUUCAGUUCCAAUCUUAAAAGCACCUCAGAUGUGGUUAGAUGAAAGAACAGCAAAUUUAUCUAUAAAAUCUCCUGUUUUUACCACUUGCUGUGCAAAUGGCAAAGUUCUUCUUCCUCCUCUCCAGGAACCACCAUCCCAUUUAAAUUCACUUCUUACUGGAACUGAAUCACGUGCAUGCUUAUUUCAGCAAAAGAUUAAAAUGUAUAAUGCUGCAUUUACUUUCACAUCAAUGGGAGUAAAGAUUGAUCAACAAAUGAUUAAUACCAGUGGCAUUUAUACUUUUCGAAUUCAUGGAGAAAUAUAUCAUAGAAUAGGUACCUUACUUCCUGAUCCUAAUGCCAAUCCUCAAUUUGCUCAGAUAUACAUUUAUGAUACAAAUAAUGAGAUACAAAACAGAAUGAAUAUUAUACCUGAUCUAGAUCCAAUUAUUCUUGCAGAACUUCAACAAAUGUUACAUCAAGUAAAUCCAUAUGUCAAAAUAUUUCACCAAGCUAGAGACAUAUUUAAAAAUGAUCCAAUGAUAGAUUUGCGAAUGGUAAUUACAAAUAAUAGAACAAAAGACCCUCGACAUUAUAAUGUACCAAGUGCAGCCGAGGUUGCAAUUAUUAUGGCAGAAGAUGGACAAGAAACUAAUCCAAUGAAAAGAGAUAUAAUAUUACAAUCACAUAAAGGGGGAUUUCAACGAAUAUCAGAAAUACAUAAUUUAUACAUGCCACUUCAUUAUGUUCUCAUGUUUCCUAAAGGUGAAGAUGGAUGGCAUCCUUUUAUUCCU